Lampris incognitus (smalleye Pacific opah) is the source of this 360-nucleotide messenger RNA. Its product is annotated as helix-loop-helix protein 2-like. Gene Ontology annotation, molecular function: protein dimerization activity; RNA polymerase II cis-regulatory region sequence-specific DNA binding; DNA-binding transcription factor activity, RNA polymerase II-specific. The coding region runs from base 1 to 360 and encodes 119 amino acids. The transcript has a single exon. Gene Ontology annotation, biological process: regulation of transcription by RNA polymerase II. Lineage: Eukaryota; Metazoa; Chordata; Actinopteri; Lampriformes; Lampridae. The record is from RefSeq and is a predicted model, not a curated record.
AUGAUGCUCAGUGCGGACCAACCAGAUCCGGGCUUGCCAUGGGGGCGGUCAGACGCGGAGAUCCUGCUGGACUCGCUGAAGGUGGGAUGCGCGCCCCCGGACGCCGAGGGCAAAGCGCGCUCCCUGGGCGCGCCGGCUCUGAGCAGGGAGGAGAAGCGGCGGCGGAGACGCGCGACGGCCAAAUAUCGAUCCGCGCACGCCACCAGGGAGAGGAUCCGCGUGGAGGCGUUCAACGUGGCCUUCGCAGAGCUGAGGAAGCUGCUUCCAACGCUUCCGCCCGACAAGAAGUUGUCCAAGAUCGAGAUCCUGCGACUGGCCAUCUGUUAUAUCUCCUACCUCAACCAUGUCUUGGAUGUGUAG